CAGUCACGCAAGCCUUGAUUCAUCCAUUCAUUCUUACAACUAUAUUAGCUUCUCCAGGUCCCAUACUUCUUCCAUAAUGCAGGCACCCACACCCAACCAACGAAAACCCAUCAAAGACCUGACUAGAGUGUUCCACUACACAGACACCAUGGCUCGGAAGCCUACCCGCGACAAUGAUCCAUACGAAUACAUGGCUGGGUUUGGAAACCGCUUUCAGUCAGAAGUCAUCCCAGGGACCUUACCAGCUGGUCAAAACAAUCCGCAAGAACCACGGCUUGGUCUAUACACUGAAGGCCUUACGUCCUCUGCCUUCACAGCCCCAAGACAUGCCAACUUUAGCACUUAUAUGUACCGGGUGAGGCCAGCAGCUGCACACAAUGGCUAUAGGAAAGAUUAUGAACUCAAAUCAGACAUCGAGAACUGUUUCCUUACACUUAAUACCAAGGUGACAACGCUUGCUGGUCAGGCUGAAUGGGCACCAUUUCCUCUUCCCAACGAUGACGAGAAGAUUGACUUUGUAGAUGGUUUGCACACCCUUGGGGGAAGUGGAGAUCCAAAUCUGCGAGAAGGCAUUGCACUCUAUGUCUUCAUGAUCAAUGCAGAUAUGGACCACCGAGCAUAUUGUAAUACGGACGGUGAUUUUCUAAUCGUGGCUCAGCACGGAAUCCUCGACAUACAAACGGAGAUGGGGAUGCUGUUCCUGCAACCAGGUGAAAUCUGUGUGAUCCCGCGUGGAAUUCGCUUCGCUGUCCGCCUAGGUCACGAGCAUGAUGUGGCUCGUGGGUACAUCAUCGAGAUAUGGGGUUCUCAUUGGGAGUUACCUGAUUUGGGUCCCUUGGGUGGUCAUGGACUAGCAAAUCCACGAGACUUUCUCCACCCUGUGGCCCACAUUGACGAGAAUCUCCAUGAAGACUGGGAGGUUGUCAACAAGGCAAAUGGUCGAUAUAGCAUCAUUGAGCAGGAUCACAGUCCUUUUGAUCUGGUGGCAUGGCAUGGAAAUGUCGUUCCCUACAAGUACGAUCUGACCAAAUUCGCGUCCCAAAAUGCAACCUCUAUCGAUCACACCGACCCUUCCGUGAAUUGUGUACUGACUGCCCCAUCUAGAGAUACAGUCACGCCAUUAGCUGACUUUCUAUGGUUUGGGCCACGAUGGGAUGUGGCGUCCAAUACGUUCCGUCCUCCGUAUUUUCACCGUAACUCGGCAACAGAGUUCCUUGCGUGUCUGUAUGGAAGCGGACUCGGACGCUCUGAGGAGUUUUUGCCUGGUGGAGGUAGUGUCGAGGUCAGCCAUACACCACAUGGCAACUUCAGCGAUGACUAUGUGCGUGAAAUACGCUACCAGAUGAACGAGCCACGGAGAGUUUUAGAAAAUCCUAAAGUAUGGGAUGCUUUACCUGACAGAUUCUCCGCGUACCCAAACAUCAAGAAAAUUCUCAGCCAAGUCAAGUCCAAUAAAGAAGCAUGGAAGAAGCAGCUAGAAGCGUAUUAUGAUGAUGAUUGGCUGGCGGAAAAAACCAAGGACCACAACAAAGCUUGCUAGUGAAUUAAAUGUGUGCGUAUUUCUGCAAGGCUGAGAUAGUCGGCUCUGAAUGAUUCGUUUUGGGAGACGCUACUGGUAGCAGGCUGGUGUUCUGUGCUCGAGGCGCCAAGCAGCAAGACCAGCUUCCAGGAAGGAGAAGGGUAUCGUAGAUAUCAUCUUUAAAGACGAUGCGAAAGCGGUAUAUAAUAUAUAGAAAUCCGGCGAGAACCAUCCUAGGAGCAAUGGUCGAUUUGUGUAUGCAGAAUACCAAUCCAGU
Molecule: messenger RNA, 1796 nt
Organism: Aspergillus piperis CBS 112811
Lineage: Eukaryota; Fungi; Ascomycota; Eurotiomycetes; Eurotiales; Aspergillaceae
Product: homogentisate 1,2-dioxygenase
Exons: 5
Coding region: 77-1540 (487 amino acids)
Biological process (GO): L-phenylalanine catabolic process
Cellular component (GO): cytoplasm
Molecular function (GO): homogentisate 1,2-dioxygenase activity
Source: RefSeq, a predicted model, not a curated record